CGAACCUCACGCCUUUAUGCGUACAAAAACAAACGGAUAAAGCACAGGAGAGACGGAGAGAGAGAGAGAGAGAGAGAGAGGGAGGAGGAGGAGAAGGAGGAGGAGGAGGAGAAGGAGGAGGAGGAGGAGGUGGCGCUCCGGUACGAGAAACAGCGGCGCUUUCGCCGGAAAUUUGCGCGAACUGUGAUUCAUCGAUUGGGGAUCUCGAUUGUAGCUGGAAUUCUUCUGUGCUGGUGCUUGAUGAUCAUAGGGUAUGCGUGUACUGGACCGUGUUCGACGCUCAGCUCUGUCUCUCGACCCACGGGAGUCAGUCGCUUAGGACUUGAUCUCGUGGUGCGGUCUGGUGACCCAACAAAAAAUUUUUUCAAGCUGAGGGUUGAUGUGACACAUUUUGGAGCAAAAUCAAUUAAUCUGGUUGAAAGUUAUGGACCAAAUGCAUUGGGAACUGUUAUUGGCGAGCCACAAAUACUAUACCUAUCUCUGAUGCGCGAUCGGGGCCUCUUGGAUGCUCUUAAAUUGUGCUUUUGCUUCAUUGUGUUUCCUAAUUUCUCUGUCACAACCCACUCAUUUACUCGAUUAGCCUCAAGUAGUCCUAUGAUCGCUGCCUUCGAUCGGUGUAGAGACAUGACGUUCUCAAACAGUAUCCAGAAGACGAGCAGAUGCGUAGACCUGUGGACAAACUGGAUCUUCGUGCCUUAUAACCGAGAGCGCAUUGAGAAUGGUGAUGCAUGCGGGAAGAUAUAUAGCUAAUGGUCUUGGAAGAUGGACUUCUGGGACCAAGAUUGUUGCUGGGAUUAUUAUGCAAUAAAAGAAAAAGAAUUGAAGUCCACUAAACUCGGGUGUGAGUUGUUGACUAGUGACAAACCAUUGAAGCCAAAGAAUGAGCACGUCGAGGAGCCAACUUCCUGCUCGACACCAAAGUGAUAGUGAAGAGACAUCUCUUGGAGUCGAGUCAUCAAACAUUCAUCGGCAUUCACUGCAAAAUUUGAAAUCUCAUUUAGUUAUUUGAAAACAAGUUCUUAAACCAUGUGAAGCUGUAAUUUGUAUCAUCUUCUUCCUUUUCAUUAUCCUUUUCUAUCUGUUUCAUCGCUUUAUCCGAAACCAUCCAGCUUCGUUGUUGUUAGAUAAUGGUCUUUAUGACUAAGAAGCUUUUCUAAUAUUUGAUGAACUUCUAGUGUUUUAUGGCUUAGUUAACUCGGCCUUACCAAAUUUCCACCUA
Molecule: messenger RNA, 1219 nt
Organism: Striga asiatica
Lineage: Eukaryota; Viridiplantae; Streptophyta; Magnoliopsida; Lamiales; Orobanchaceae
Source: the annotation of a GenBank genome assembly